Molecule: messenger RNA, 5501 nt
Organism: Chionomys nivalis (European snow vole)
Lineage: Eukaryota; Metazoa; Chordata; Mammalia; Rodentia; Cricetidae
Gene: Tmx3
Product: thioredoxin related transmembrane protein 3
Exons: 16
Coding region: 138-1520 (460 amino acids)
Biological process (GO): peptidyl-cysteine oxidation
Cellular component (GO): endoplasmic reticulum
Molecular function (GO): protein disulfide isomerase activity
Source: RefSeq, a predicted model, not a curated record
CCGUCCCGCCCAACCCCGCCCCGUCCCUGGCGGCUCGAAGCGCUCUUGCCUGCCGGGUCGUCCUCACUUCUCUUUCCCACAGGCUGGCGCCUGUCCCUUGCGUUUCUGAGUCUCUGCUCGCGCACGUCGCGGGAUCCAUGCCGCAAUCCAUGGCCAGGCCUACGGGGCUGAGGAGAUGGGCGACCUCCCGGCUCUUCGCUGCCGUUAUUUUACUUGACCUGGCUGUCUGUAAAGGAUUUGUAGAAGAUCUAAAUGAAUCAUUUAAAGAUAAUCGAAAAGAUGACAUUUGGCUUGUUGAUUUUUAUGCACCCUGGUGUGGCCAUUGUAAAAAACUGGAACCAAUUUGGAAUGAAGUUGGAUUUGAAAUGAAAAGCAUUGGUUCUCCAGUUAAAGUUGGAAAAAUGGAUGCUACUUCAUACUCUAGCAUUGCUUCAGAAUUUGGAGUUCGAGGUUAUCCAACAAUUAAGCUAUUGAAGGGGGACUUGGCAUAUAAUUACAGAGGACCACGGACUAAAGAUGAUAUAAUUGAGUUUGCUCACAGAGUGUCUGGAGCUCUGAUUCGGCCACUUCCAAGUCAACAAAUGUUCGACCAUGUACAGAAGAGGCAUCGGGUAUUUUUUGUUUAUAUUGGUGGAGAAUCACCCUUGAAAGAGAAAUACAUAGAUGCUGCAUCAGAAUUAAUUGUAUAUACAUACUUCUUUUCUGCCUCAGAAGAUGUGGUUCCUGAGUAUGUGACACUGAAAGAGAUGCCCGCUGUGCUUGUUUUCAAAGAUAACACUUACUUUGUUUAUGAUGAGUAUGAAGAUGGUGAUCUGUCCUCAUGGAUCAGCAGGGAGAGGUUUCAGAACUACCUUACUAUGGAUGGCUUCCUUUUGUAUGAACUUGGAGACACAGGAAAGCUUGUGGCCAUUGCAGUUAUUGAUGAGAAAAACACAUCACUUGAACAUACCAGAUUAAAGUCAAUUGUUCAGGAAGUUGCUAGAGACUUCAGAGACCUCUUCCACAGAAAUUUUCAGUUUGGCCAUAUGGAUGGAAAUGACUAUAUAAACACUUUGCUGAUGGAUGAAUUGACAGUCCCAACCAUAGUUGUACUGAAUACUUCAAAUCAACAGUACUUUUUGCUAGAUAGACAUAUUAAGGAUGCCAGUGAUAUGGUCCAGUUCAUUAACAGCAUUUUGGAUGGUACAGUACCAGCCCAAGGAGGUGAUAGCAUUUUGCAGAGAUUGAAAAGAAUAAUGUUUGAUGCCAAAUCUACAAUUGUGUCUGUAUUUAAGAGUUCUCCACUUUUGGGCUGCUUUCUCUUCGGCCUGCCACUUGGUGUCAUCAGCAUUAUGUGCUAUGGAAUCUACACAGCUGAUACAGAGGGAAGCUAUAUAGAAGAGCGAUAUGAAGUGUCCAAAAGCGAAAUGGAAAAUCAGGAACAAAUAGAAGAGAGAAAAGAGCAAGAGUCCAUCAGUGGAGAAUCUCUAGUGCCUACUAUGCAAGAGCCCAAGGAUGUAUUAGAAAAGAAGAAAGAUUGAGACUUCAUAGGAAAAAAUUGAUAGGAUUUCAAAUUAUUAAAAAUUAUUUAUUCAUUUUAGAAAUUUAAUCAUGAUCUAUUUACAGAAGAGAACAUGUUACUUGUAUUUUGCUAAUAACAACUGCAUGAAUUAAAGUAAUCCUUCCAUAAAUGGGAACUUAUUUGGAGCACAGAGAUGAAGAGUUUGUUUAAAACAAAACCAGAUCAUUGUUUCAGUUUACCUUAAAGAUGCGCAUUCUGUUCACACUCCUUUGUGUGCAUGUUCUAUGACAAAGUUAAAAAACUUGGACAGAAUAUUAUCUUGACAAUUGGGGUGGAAGAUAUGUGGUUUUACGGAGAGAAAUAGUGUUUCACCUACUAUUGUCAAGUCUCCUAUAUUUUGGAUAAAAUUUAUAUAAACAAAUUAAGUCUUUAAAAUUUAGAUGUUUUAAGAGAAAUUACUAACCUUUUCCAUAUAUAAAAUUUUAGAUUCUGAGUUUAAAAAUAGUGAGGAUUUUAUAUAGCAUAGUGAUUUUAUUUUACUAGUUGUUUUUAAAGGAGAAAUGUUACUUUUUUACUUAUACUCAGUUGAAUUAUUAUAAUACUGGCUUAUGGUCUCAUGAAGUGGGGAAAGAAUCUUUGACCUUUACAGAAUGACCAGGGUAUGCGGGGAGUGGUGGCUUUAGCCCCUGCCCUAUGCUGCUCAGCAGGGUGCACUGUCCAUCACUGCAAGAAGUAGAAGCCCUCUUAGUACACCUUGCUUUUAACCAAAGCAAUGUAGUAUUUUGUUCUUUUAUUUUUAUUUUAUAGCGUGACAUUACUUCUAAAAUUUCUAAUAGUUAAGAAUGUUUUCAGAAGUAAUAAAUCUGUUUUUAUGAUAUAUAAACUAAUAAUUUAAAAAUUACUGCCACACCUCUGUUGUGGGAGGCCAUGACAUGUCAGUGAUACAAUCAGCAUAUUAAACUUGGAUGUCAGGAACAAAGAGAUCCAUGUUCCCUUCUCUAGCCUCUCAACUUUGCCUCCGUGUCAUUCAUGACCUCUCGUCUUUGAUCAGAAUGCAGUCUAAGACUAAGAGUGGGUAUUUUGUGAUAACAUGUUUACUAAACAUUAAUUUGUUAAUUUUGAAACCUUCAUUUUAGUUCAUCUUAGAAUUUUUAUUAGAUAAUAUUUAGGUGGCUGUUCUUUGAGUAAUUUAGGGUUUAUUGAAAGGAUCUGCUGAAAAUUUGCAAACAUGGUUUGCAGUUCUAACACUGUUGUUACUUAGGGCUUUUUUGGUAACCAGGGGAGUUUCUGCCUUCUGAUGCAAUAUUAAUCAGCACUGAACUGAAACUGUCUGUAGAGCCAGGAAAUUGCUAGUCAUAGUUUGUAUCCAGGUAUUCUUUUCAUAUUUUAAAAAACAUCUAUUUUUAAUAUUUAAUCAACCAUAAUUAACUUUAUUGAUAAUGGUAUAAAUAUAAAGUCACAGGAAAUUUCAGAAAAUAGAAAGUAUUUUCAAAUGGAAGCUGGAGAUAAACACUGUUCAUAAUUGCUGUGAAAAGUAAACUCCUCCAAAGAAUAAAGACUCCUUGGGAAGACUUCAUGAUAGUUGUCUGAAUGGUUAAUUCUUUUUACAGGAGGAAAGACCUGAAGUUUAUACAAGAUGAUUCAUUUAUGAUGCUCUAUGGUAUCAUGAGAGAGACAUGAGGAAAUAGAGAGUACCACUAAUAAAUUUUAUUAUUGUCAUCACUAUCAAAAGUUAUGUGUAUUUUGUCUUAUCAAUCUCAACUUGUAAAUAAGUUCUCAGUAGUAAAAAAGAUAAGUCACAGCUUUGUAUCAGUAAACAGAAACACAGAGGUAGUUUUGGGGAAUUUUGUUUGGUUUUUGUUUUUUCUUUUGUUUUCUUUGUUUUUGGCAAUACUUUUCUUGAAUGACUAUUUUGGUUCUGUAUUGUGAAACAACUUCAUGCUGAUCCUCAGUUUAUUUGUACUUUCAAAAUGUUUUCUUUGAGGAAAAAAACCCAAUGUGUAAGUGGUUUAUAAGUGAAUAGUUUCAUUUAUUCUUGUAUUAAACUUAUACUUUUUUUUUUUUUUUUUGGUUUUUCGAGACAGGGUUUCUCUGUGGUUUUGGAGCCUGUCCUGGAACUAGCUCUUGUAGACCAGGCUGGUCUCGAACUCACAGAGAUCCGCCUACCUCUGCCUCCCGAGUGCUGGAAUUAAAGGCGUGCGCCACCACCGCCCGACCUUUUUGCUUAUUCUUGAGGAUAUUUUUAUCUGCAUUGUCAGGUUGCUCACAUAAAAAAAUUUAAAGUUUGUUCACGCAUGUGUUUUUCUUGUUGAUGUGUUAUUCUAAAUACUGUUUGCUUACCAGGAGAACAUACUACAGAAUCAAGGCAGCUUCUUCAUAAUCUAGGAAAAGAUUGAUCCUCUAAUUCAGUGAUAAAUUUCAUGGUUAAAUACCAACAAAAGAGUCCUUUCAGGAAAUUGGAAUUCCACCUUUUCUUUCAUGUGUAAAGUUCUGAUUUUUGAAAUUCAAAAAUUUAGCUCUUUGGUGCUCAAACAACAUUCAAGAGUAUUCCAGAGAAUGUUCAUGCUUAGUCCAGCAUCUCUUUAUGAAAUCCUUUAUUGUGUAUGUCAAUAGUUUUGUACCUUCUAUUGUUUGAAACUUCUUUGAGAUUUAUUAGAUAUAUAGGUUUUGUUUUCCUCCUCUCUUUAAAGAACAUUUGGACCUGGUUUAGAAAUGCCAAAUAAGUAAAGAUGAUGGAAAGGACUCUUAAGAGCUGAAGCAAUUGCGUUUGUUGUUUCUGUUUUAUCCAUCUUAUUGCCCGUGAUGUUUCUAAGAUUUUGACUUGGUAGCUCUUGGUUUUAAAAUAUUUUUAUCAGUGUUUUCUGAUGAAAUGGACAGGGAAAAAAAAUCACUCAGCUAUUCUUAUGUAGAAAUUAUUAAGCCAGUAUAAGAUGUUAAGAUUUAAGUAGAGGGAUUGAGUCUGUCAUUUUAUUUUUUACAAAUAUAUAUAUUUUUUUCUGAAUGUUUCUGAGUCCCAAGAAUGAGCAAAAUAAUAAUAGUAAUUUUCUAGUUUGGACUAAGCUAUAAAGGUUUUUGAAAGUCUGUAUUACUACUAACUUGUUAAAUUGUGAUAAUAUGCCUUAUGUCAUCAGUUGCAAACUUUUCUUUUCUAAAAUAAAUUAAAAACAUGAUUGCAUAAUUUCUACACAAUAUGUAUUUUUCAGAAAUUUGCCAUAUGGCUAUGGGGCAGUGGAAUAAGAAUAAACAGCCCAAAAUAGGAGUUGGCACUGAUUUGCAGGUUAUAAGCAGAGAUAGCCUACUGAGCUAUAUGGGGCACCAAUCUUAUGGAACUGUAGUCUUAACUCCAUUUUUCUUUUUCUUACUCUACCCUAGUGAAAUCAGGAAAGCCAAUUAACUUCUCCCACUUCUGAAUUACAUGCGAUUUGAGGAUAAUGCCACUUAUCUAGAUUAUGAAGUACCUGUGUCUGGCACAUAGCUCAUUAACUGACUGACAUUUAUUGUUUAAAUUUAGUUGACUUAUCACUUCAUUUAGAAUUCUGUCAUUGAUAGAGGGAAAAAACAAUUUACUGUAAUUUGAAUUCCUGGUAUUUUAAAUUUUUCUUGGCUAAUUUGCUGCAGUUUUUGAAUUCUAUCAUUUUAUAUAGUGAUAGAAAAUAUUUUAAUAUUGAAAUUAAAACUAAGUAUUUAGGUUUAGUUACCUGUAAAAAUUCUCUGGCUUUUCUACUUUUUAGAUGAAAAUGUUACACAAGAAGGUGUAACUUGUCAGUAAGGUUAUUAUGUGUGAAUAUCUUACUUAGAUUUCUGUAUGAUUUAGACAGAGUUAAAUGCAGGUAUGUUACUGGAGGUAGGUUUUGAGGUUUCCAAAGCUGUCUGUGGGUCAGGAUGUAGCUCUCAGUUGCUUUUCUAGCAUCAUGUCUGCCUGCCACCAUGCUCCCCAUGAUGAUGAUGAUGGUGAUGAUGUCUUGUGAAGCUGUAAGAAAGCCUCUGAUUAAAUGUUUUG